CUUUUGGGGCGAAUCGUCUCAGCACGAAACGUCCUCAGGGGCGAAACGUCCCGUAUUCCGUUUAACGAUUAGAAAAAUGUUGUAGGGGAAAACAACGACUAAAAUUAAUCGAAAUGAAACUAUCGAUUAUCGUGAAAGGAUAUAUUUGUCUCGUACAGGUGUACAGAAAAUAGUGGUGUCUAAAAAUUUCUUUCCGGAAUUUAACCUUUUCGUUUUUUCCUUUUAAGCGCUCCUGUAAGUGUCGGGAUCAGUAAAAUGUUUUUUAAAUUCCGCUUCUAGUUGCCGAGCACAUCGUAAACAAUAUUGUGAACAAAUUGAGAUGGAUUUUAUGGUGCAUGGUUCGCCAACACCCAGAAAUCAUGAGAGAGGUAUCCCAGGUAACGCCAGGAACCGCCCAGGCAGUGGACGACCACAGAGUGCGAAACCAACAGUAAUCAGAAAUCCAAUAACAGGAGAAGAAAAACCAGCAUCCAGGGCUGAGGAGAGGCCAGCUAGCAGACCACAGGGUGUUCCAGCACUAAACCUCGGAGUAUUCCAGAAGGAUGAUCACAUUAUCUCCAAACCCAUUGAAUUGAUGGAUUAUCCGGAUACAGGACGGUCUGGCAUUUCCACGAUAAGUUGGGGGACACCUUGUUCAUCAGCAAGGGGUAACAUGGACAGACCCUCCAGCAGGACAGCCAGUAAGAGCAGCAAAAAUGUCCGACCAGAUAGCGUCCCAGGCCUUUACUUUGGAUACACAGAUGAUAACAAACAGAAAGUGAAAGUACAGAAAGAGAAACAGCCUACUGCCUGGGACAAGGACCCAUGUCCUGAAGAUUUACAACCUCCAUCCGAUCGGUACAAAGACAUGUACCAGCAGUAUACUGAUGACAUGAAACAGUCCUACAGGACAAAAAACCAUCCUGUCACUGAGGCAGAUGUACAUAGAGAGAUGGAAGCUGUGAAGAAAUCCCGGCAAAAAACUUACGGAGAAAUUCGAGAUGAAGUGGAAAGAGAGAGUGCGAGGUAUGAAGAGCCCGAAGACAUUCUGGACAAGAGGUGGACGCAGAAAAAAUCAUACUCCACACAACAAAUGAUGAAAAUCAUGGAUGCUGAAGAAUUAAUGGAAUUUAACAAGCAACAAAAACUGAUAGAAACUGUGAUGGUUGAUCAGCUCUCAAGGGCUGUUAUAAGUGAUCCUGAACAGAAUAUACGAACACCUGUUACGUAUGAUUCAAGACGAGCAAGGGGAAGUAACCGAUAUCUACAUGACUCCAGGGUUAGAACCAGUGCCACUGCCACAGAGAAUUUAUUGUCAAAACGAGUUCGAUUUGGUGCUAGAAUUCUUACAAGAAAUGGACAUGAUGCACUGAGAGAAUUGACUGGUUUUUAUUUCCAUAUAGACAACACACUCACAAUAUAUGAAUUCAGACAGUUUGGUAAAAGUGCCAAGGCUUCACCAUUUAUAAAGAGGGGAAAAUAUCAGGUACUGACUGGCAGCCGGAGGGGCGAGGCAUACUCACUGUUUGAUAUUUAUUCUGGAGCAAACCUGAUCAUCUCCACAGAAAACCAGCACUCUCUACCGGACUCGAUGAAGAAAGUGGACCAUGUCUACUUCAGAAUAACCGAUGUAGAUCAGGCAGCCAAACAAGAACUUGUUGCACAUGACAUGCCCACCACCUACAGGCAAGGCCUUCAGAAGUCCAGUGACACAGAUUUACUGAAAACAGUGGCAAUGGUACAAGCUGAGGUUCAGGAGAAAAUCAAGAGGCGUGGUAUAAAGACAUACACGGGACUGGGUCGUUACUACAGAGAGAGGGACGAGCGGGGAGACGCUGUAAUGUACAGAUUCCAGCUGGAGAAAGGGCUGUUCACCUACCACAUAGAUCUGGACCCGGAGUUACUAGAUGCCAUAUUUGAAGCAUUAGAUGUUGAUGAAAAGGGAGAACUAGAUUACAGUUUGUAUAUGAGGGAAGUCCUGGGUCAGAUGAACGAGUACCGCAAGUCAAAGGUCAGAAAGGCCUUCAAAAAAUUGGACUCCAGUAAAAGUGGUAGAGUGACUGUGACUGACAUCAGGAAGUACUUCAACCGGAAAUUCCGUCCACCCCCACAAGCAGCGGGAGUUACUCCAGAUAUGAAUCCAGUCCAAGCCUUUCUAGAGGCCGUCACUGCAUCAUCCAGACAGGAGAAUGUGUCAUUCGUGGAGUUCGAGGAAUAUUAUGAAGGACUAAGCCUCGCUAUUGAGGCAGAUGAAGAUUUUAUCAACAUUCUUCACAAUACAUGGAAUGUAUGAACAAAAAUCUAGAAAUUCCUUAGAGUUAAUGUCAAUUCCAUAUUUUUUUAAUCGUCAUGGAAGCCAGGUAGUUUCUAUAUCAAUUAAGUCGAAACUAUAGAAGACUUUGACGGGUAGAUAGACCUGCAAAAUUAUGUAGAUUGAAGAGGAAAACAAAAAAUACAACAGCUGAAGUAAACUGAGAAAUUACUUAUACAUGUAGUGAUAUAUAGAAUGUUGGAUGUUAGGGACCAAGUUUUAUAGCUAAAUGCUAUUUAAUUUGACUUUGAUUUACUGCUCUUUAAGCAGCAGGACUGAGGAGAGACAUAUUGUAUUGAACGAGGGACAUCAUGAAAAGACGAUUAUCCCUUUAUAAAACUUUGUCUUUGUUGUGUUGUCAUUUACUUCAAGGCUUAAAUGUAACAACUUUGUUGUUUGUUGUUGUCGGUUCUUUUUUUUUUUAUUUCUGUACAGAAUUACGGGUAGUGUCCACACUAGUGGGCCCCCUUCCAGGUAUGUGGCUAGCUGCACGCAUGGCAGAUCUCACCUCAGAUCUACAUUUUUUCUGGUCUUGAGGGUCGGCAGUAGAGAGCUUCCAUUCUCUACGAUCUUUCUCCGACAGCUCUCUCCAUGAGAGCAUUGGCCGACCAACUCUACAUCUCCAAGGAACUUGUAUGUUUGCACGUUUGACUGCACUGCUGGAUCUGACAACGUGGCCAUACCAGCUGAGUCUCCUUUCCCUUAAGUUGAGGUCAAGGUCAUUGAUGCCAAGCCGCCCCAGCAAUUCAGUUGAACCUGCAGUGGCCAUAUCUUCAAGCUUUGAUGUUACAGAUCUGUCUUUAUAUCAUGGUCCUGUCAUUGUGCAGUAGGUGAUGAAGAUUUGGCUUGGUCAGUGCCCAGGUUUCGCUGGCAUGGAGCAUAGCGCUUUUUAUAGUAUGAUUUUGACUGCUGAAGAAUGAAUGAUCUUGUCAUUGCAAUGGUUUUAUAGUUAGAUUACAUUUACAGUGUAGAUGUAUCCAAUCCAUGCUUGAGUUCUUUUUUUUUUCUGGAGAAGUUGAAACGACCAUAGAUGUGUUUGGGAAACACUAUGUCCGAGAGUGUUUACAAAGUCCAGUUGUGGCGCAUUUGACCUUGACUUUGAUGAAUAAGUUAAUAUACAAUGUAUGUGUCAUAUUGUGUAUUUAUUUCUUGUGCAUAGCUCUUAUCCUUGGACGAAUUUGGCUCCACUUUUUUGGCACGCUGUUUUUGGCUAUAUUUAGCUCUAAAACUUCAUAGUUAUUUCGGAUUUCAAACAUUUCGGUUGAGCAUCACUGAAGAGACAUUAUUUGUCGAAAUGCGCAUCUGGUGCAUCAAAAUUGGUACCGUAUAAGUUUUACAUUGUGUAUGUGAGAUGACGGAUGACAUUGACCUUCAGUUUUCACAUUGCAAAGUAUAAAAUCUCUAUUUGGUAAACCUGUAGUUCAAAAGAUAUGACUUAGAUAAAUUUGCAGAAAAACGUACAAUGUUAACAUAUUGUUGUUGAAAAAAAAAAAAUAAUAAUGGUCAGGAAUUGAAAGUUUUUGAUGAAAUGUGAGAAGAGCUAUCAGAUGAUGUACUUGUAUAUAUUUAUGAAAGGAUUGUGAUUCAUAUAUGAAGGUGUUGCAACAUGAAAUUUUAGAUUUUAUGACUACAUGUUCAUGUUCAUUGAAUGUGGUACCCGUCUUAAGAGAUUAUUAAGGAGGAAUGAAAUUGUUACAAAUUGUAUGCGAAUAAAGUUUGAAAUGCAUUGUU
This is a messenger RNA of Ostrea edulis (European flat oyster), 4021 nucleotides long. RefSeq names its product calcyphosin-2-like. The coding region runs from base 320 to 2272 and encodes 650 amino acids. NCBI's taxonomy places the organism in Eukaryota, Metazoa, Mollusca, Bivalvia, Ostreida, Ostreidae. Gene Ontology annotation, molecular function: calcium ion binding. The transcript has 19 exons. The record is from RefSeq and is a predicted model, not a curated record.